This is a messenger RNA of Coregonus clupeaformis (lake whitefish), 4736 nucleotides long. RefSeq names its product coiled-coil and C2 domain containing 1B (gene cc2d1b). The coding region runs from base 322 to 2931 and encodes 869 amino acids. The record is from RefSeq and is a predicted model, not a curated record. NCBI's taxonomy places the organism in Eukaryota, Metazoa, Chordata, Actinopteri, Salmoniformes, Salmonidae. Gene Ontology annotation, biological process: regulation of transcription by RNA polymerase II. Gene Ontology annotation, molecular function: RNA polymerase II cis-regulatory region sequence-specific DNA binding; DNA-binding transcription repressor activity, RNA polymerase II-specific. Gene Ontology annotation, cellular component: nucleus. The transcript has 26 exons.
CUCUCUCCUACAGAGUCCAUCACAAUUACAUGCACAUGGCCAAUUAUAUAAAUGACUUGACUUUUAGACAGCCAACAGCUACUUCCCUUACUGAGGAGUUGGGAGACCUGCGGAAGGCAGUAAGACGCAACACAGCGGUCAGUCCGCCGGAAAUUCACACGAAGAAGAAGAAUUUGGGAGUCAGUCUGAAAACAGCCUACUGGUCGCUGGCUGGAGAUUUUACGUUUAUCCUGAAGGAAAGUACCUUGCUUCGUGGUGAAUGAGCAGAUCUCUUGGGACGGUUUAAUUCCUCCGGCUUAGGGGUGUUUUAAAACUAGCAGUAUGUUCGGGAAGAAGAAGAGGGCUCCAUUGCCAAAGGGCCAGGGCGCAGCUGCAGCCAAACAGAUGGGUUUGUUUUUGGACUUCAACCCAGAGGAGAUGACUCAGGACAUGGAUGAUCCGACUGUGGAUGAUGCUGAUCUAGAGGCCGAGUUAUCAGCGCUCACUGGGGGAAAGCCUACCGCAGGGAGGCUAAAGCAGAAAGCCCCCUUACCUAUGGAGAAUAUAGCCAGAAUGGCAGAGGAGUGUAUGAAGGAGAUAUACCAUGAUGAUGAGGAUGAUGACGACCUGGAAGAUGAUGAAGAUUUACUGGCUGAGCUGCAGGAAGUAGUGGCCGAUGAGGAAACGGAGGAUGAUGUGACCCCCACCUCCCCGGAAGAGACGCCACGAUCACCACCACAGCAAAAACAGGUCAGCAGGGCUCCUCCCGCAGUACCAGGCAGUCUGCAGCACACCUUAGAGGAGAGACUGACCAUGUACCGGACAGCUGAAGCCAGCGCCAAGGCCUCAGGGGAGUCCUCUAAAGCACGGAGAUACAACCGAGGGCUCCAGACCCUGGAGUCCAUGCUGGUCUCAUUGAAGAAGGGGAGGAAGGUGGAUGAGGCUGAUAUCCCCCCACCUGUAGCCGGUGGAGCCCCCACCUCCACCGCCCCGCCCCCACGACGUGCUCCUCCCCCUCGACCCUCUGUUCCUGAACCGACACCUCCAGACCAGCAGGGGGAGCCAGAGGCUGCUGCUCCUGCUGAGUUGUUACCCGUCUCCCCUGAGGCAGUAUCACCCAGCAGUGAGGAGGAGCUGUCAUCUACCGCCACCCUGGCCACUGUCGGCAGCACGGAGGAGGAGGAGGAGACUGGGCAGGCCAGCACAGAUGAGCCCACAGUAGGCGACGCCACCAAGGCGAUGCUGUUAGGCAGACAGAGAGAGUAUAAGGUGGCAGCUCUGAAAGCCAAGCAGCAAGGAGACAUGGAACAAGUCAAGCUCUACUUCAGGACCAGCAAGAGGUUCGACGCGGUGAUCGAAGCGUUGGAUAAGGGCCUGGAGGUAGACCUGAGUUGCCUGCCACCCUCACUAUCCUCGGGGGUCAUCUCGGCCUUGUCUGGCCCAGAAAAAGAGACUGGUCCUGGACAGACCUCGAGCCCCAAUCCCCCUGCCUCCACACCUCCAGCCCCCUCCGCUGCCCCUGCCCAGCCUAAAGACGUGCUGGAGGCCCUGGAGCAGCGGAGAAACCGGUAUCAGGAGGCCUGCGCCCAGGCCAAAGCCAGCGGGGACGACCGCAAGGCCCGCAUGCACGAGCGCAUCGCCAAGCAAUACCAGAGUGCCAUCCGCGCCCACAAAGCAGGACGUGCUGUCAACUAUGACGAGCUGCCUGUCCCUCCAGGGUUUCAUCCAAUCCCUGGCCAAGAAGGGGCUGGACCUGAGCAGGGAUUCGCUGCCGUGCUGGAGGCAGCCAAUAAACUGGCAUCUGAGGAAACCACAGCGACAGGAGAGAAUGAGGAGAGCAAGCCUCCUGUCCCUGAGAAGCCAAAGAAGCCCACGUUGGCUGUUCCUCCGACGACCCAGAGGCCCAAGAGGAGCGCCUCUCCCUCCGCAGACAGGACCCACCAGAGAGAGGGCCUGUCCUCUACAGCGUUGCAGCAGUUGGACUUUGUGGAGGGGCGCAGGCAGCUGUACAUGAAGGCAGCGCUGCAGGCCAAACAGAAGAAUGACAUGGACACAGCCAGAACCCUGCUCCGUACCGCCAAGGGACUGGAUCCACUCAUAGAGGCCGUCAAGGCGGGCAAACACGUCGACAUCAGCAAGGUGCCGUCGCCCCCUGGUGACGAGGAUGAGGACUUCAUCCUGGUUCAUCACAGUGACGUCCAGAUCUCGGAGAAGGCGGGGGAGGUCUACACUCAACUGGCCAAGAUACUGAAGGAACAGUACGAGAAGUGCAUGACUUACUCCAAGCAGUUCACUCAUCUGGGUAACAUCACUGAGACCACCAAGUUUGAGAAGAUGGCAGAGAGCUGUAAGACGAGUCUGGAGAUGUUGAAGCUGUCCCAGUCUAAGGGACUGGACCCUCCUAAACAUCACUUUGAGGAGAGGACAUACCACACCGUCAGGAUCUUCCCAGAGCUCAGUAGUACAGAGAUGGUGGUGGUGGUAGUGAGAGGGAUGAACCUGCCUGCUCCUUCAGGUGUAGCUACCAAUGACCUGGAUGCCUAUGUGAAGUUUGACUUCCCCUACCCCAGUACGGAGCAACCCCAGAAACACAGAACUGCUGUUAUCAAGAACACUAACUCCCCAGAGUUCAACCAGAGCUUCACUCUGAACAUCAACCGGAACCACAGAGGCUUCAGGAGAGCGGUCCAAUCUAAAGGACUCAAACUGGAACUGCUGCACAAAGGGGGUUUCCUGCGGAGCGACAAGCCUAUAGGGACGGCCCACAUCAAACUGGAGAAACUGGAGACCGAGAGUGAAGUACGAGAGAUAGUGGAGGUGAUAGAUGGUCGUAAGCCUACAGGAGGACGUGUGGAGGUCAAGGUUCGCCUGAGAGAGCCUCUGAGUGGACAGGACCUUCAGACAACCACAGAACGCUGGUUAGUCCUGGACCAGUCACAGGUUCUUCUCUAACUGCUGCUUAGCUGGGAGUACUAGGAAGACUUUUAAAAAGAUGGAACACUCCCAUUGUCCUCUGAUGAUGAUGAUGAUGAUGAUGGAUGACGAUGUCGUGGCUGGCCUGUUUAUAGUCUUCCAGGGUUCUGGCGGUCCGACACAGUCAACACGGGUCUUUAGCUUGUAAACGUUUUGCACACUGAGAGACGGAGCUUCUUUUCACUCUAGGGGGAAUGGGCUCCAUGUAUAACCUUAAGUUAACAUUUGGCCGGGAUUCAAUCCAAGGCGCGCUGCACUUGACUUAUACAGGUCAUUAUUUUACACUUGUGCCGAUUUGAAUCCCAGCCCGAGUUCAUUACCAUGCUGAUUUAAAAGACAGCUACCUAGUUAGUUUCUGUAAUAUAUUAUCCACCUAUGCACUAACACUACCAAAGUAAUCACUGUUGCUGUACGAUGCUGCAUAUUUGAAUUGCCUUGAUUAGCUGCCAUACUGUUCAUGAUUACAGUAAUAAUGUGCGACAGAACUUGCAUCUCUCAAAUGUAAUUAUUCGCUACGUUGUUGGUUGUUGUUCCCAGGAUUUUUUUAUUUUUAUUUUUUUAAAAUUUUUUUUCACUGGAACCAGGAUUCAAUCCAGAUUAGAUCCCCGGUAUCGCCGCUUUACAUUUUUAAAGGUAAUUUCCUAUUGAGCAGACAUCUGCAGCGUUCACCUUGAAUGCGAUCUCAGCGAACGUGGGAACAUUGCCUUUUUAAAAGCUGCAUUGUGGACUAGAGCGUAGGGGUUGAAUCCCGGCCCUAAUGGCAGAACGGGAGAAUCCUCACGGGUUGAAUCCCGGCCCUAAUGGCAGAACGGGAGAAUCCUCACGGGUUGAAUCCCGGCCCUAAUGGCAGAACGGGAGAAUCCUCACGCGCGCACACAGAUGUCUUGGCUACCACCGUUACUGAACAUUCAAAGGCAAUUGGUCAACUGACAUAAGCAUUGUCAUAGGUACUCUAUAAAGGUUAUCAGGCUACAUAGCUCUUCUGACUGUGGCACUUUGAGCUGGAUAAUAUAGAUCUGUGUCUGAAGUGACCCACUAUUCCCUUUGGGCCCUGGUCAAAACUAGUGCACUAAAUUCCCUUUGGGCCCUGGUCAAAACUAGUGCACUAAAUUCCCUUUGGGCCCUGGUCAGAACUAGUGCACUAAAUGGGGAAUAGAGGGUUAUUUGGGAUGCAGAUAAUGUCUGAUUUUGUUAUCUCACUGUUAUGUGAUAUGAUGUGUGGUUGAUGCUUAACUGCAUGUUGUUUGAGAAAGAUGUCACUUAUCUUGUGGUGGUGGUUGGGAUUGUUCCGGUCAUUUCUCUUUGUGUUGAAGAGACUCAUAAGUUUUACACUUUAUAGCUGUGAAACUUUGGUACACAUAGGAAUUAUAUCAUCCGUGAGUUGGGUUCAGCUGAGCUUUUUGCCAAGGACAUUUUUUUUAUGUCUGUGUGCAAAUUUAAAGUAGUAUUUUAUGAAAAUAGGUAAUUUAAAAUGCUUAACAGCAAAGCCAUUAUGGUUACAGGGCGGGUUUCCUGGACACGGAUUAAGCCUAUACUGGACUAAGAAGCUUUUCAAUGGAGACUCUUCAUUGAACAUCAUUAUUUUGGUCCAGGGCAGUCUGUGUUCGGGAAACUGGCCCACAGUCUGAGCCAAUUAUAUCCCCCCCAUUCCCUACUGAUAGCCUAUUAUAUCCCACUAUAACUUUACAAUGUUGCUUGUGUCAGAAUAUUUCAAACUGAUGACUUAUAAUACAGUGCAUCAAUGUGGUCCUGUCAUUUCCAAAUAAAUAUUUUCAAUAAUUAUA